Suillus discolor is the source of this 1242-nucleotide messenger RNA. RefSeq lists its product as uncharacterized. The transcript is spliced from 4 exons. Bases 94 to 1242 code for a protein of 382 amino acids. NCBI's taxonomy places the organism in Eukaryota, Fungi, Basidiomycota, Agaricomycetes, Boletales, Suillaceae. The record is from RefSeq and is a predicted model, not a curated record.
AUGAUGUUGGAACGGAACGUGAUAAAGUAGCGAAACCGAAAAAGGCAAUAAAACUAUGCUCGAGUGACGUCGUGAACGUCCAUCUGCUCCACUAUGCCAGGGGAUUCGCUGAUGCUACGCACACCUCUGCUCCUUGGUGUAACAUCCACCUGCUCCACCAUGUCAGGGGAUUCACUGAUGUUACGCGCACCUCUUCUCCUUGGUCAAUCUCUGGGCUCUCUGGCAAUUUGGGUAGCGGGAAUUCUGGUAUCGGGAAUUUCGGGACUGGAAAUCCCAAUCGGUAGCGGGAAUUCUGCUAUUGGGAAUUCUGGCAUCGGGGGUGUGAAUUCUGGGACCAUCUCUGGAGUUCUCGAAAUUCUGGGAGUCUCUAGUAAUUCUGUCGGGACUAGGAGUUAUGGAAACGCUGACGGGACUAGGAGUUCUGGGAGCCUCUCUGGUAAUUUCGUCGGGACUGGAAGUUCUGGAAAUGCUGACGGGACUAGGAGUUCUGGGAGCCUCCUCUCUGGUAAUUUCGUCGGGAUUGGAAGUCCUGGAAACGCUGACGGGACUGGGAGUUCUGGGAGUUCUGGGAGCCUCUCUGGUAAUUCCGUCGGGACUGUGAGUUCUGGAAAUGCUGGCGGGACUAAGAGUUCUGGGAGCUCUGGGAGCCUCUAUGGUGGAAGUUCGGGAAAUGUUGACAGGACUAAGAGUUCUGGGAGUUCUGGGAGCCUCUCUGGUAAUUCUGCUAGGAGUGGGAGUUCUGUAUCUGUGACUGGGGGCUCUGUGUGGAAAUCUGCGAGGAUCAGGAGCCCACUCUCUCAUACUAGUUCUCUCGGGACUAUUAUUCCUUGUGGGAGCCUCUCUGGUAAUCCUGUCGCGAUGGGGACCACUGUAAUGGGAUCUGCCGAUGCUACGCGCACCUCUUCUCCUUGGUGUAUGAAUGUUUCCCAGAAGUUCGGGUUGAAGCUUGACCCUUUGUAUCGCAUCGAUGCUAUAAGAUCGCACCACCUCAACAAUUCUAUCCCGAUCCACGCGAUCCAGGAUGGUCAAUUGCCUAUCACAAGCCUGAAUCCAAGCACGAGCCUCUCCUCUCAAUGGGGAGGCAAGGUAGGAAGAGACCGCGAGCUUGAUGGCCCUAUAAUGGACGGUGUAGGACAUGAAGUGCUGAAUCACUGGCGCGUGGCUGAAGAAGUGUCGACGUCCAUUGUUAUUGUCAACCAGAAACUGGGACAGACUUCUCUUGCCAACCCUGACGCUGCGUAA